Messenger RNA from Thermothelomyces thermophilus ATCC 42464, 2270 nucleotides. RefSeq names its product glycosyltransferase family 22 protein. NCBI's taxonomy places the organism in Eukaryota, Fungi, Ascomycota, Sordariomycetes, Sordariales, Chaetomiaceae. The coding region runs from base 87 to 2105 and encodes 672 amino acids. The record is from RefSeq and is a predicted model, not a curated record. The transcript has 4 exons. Gene Ontology annotation, cellular component: endoplasmic reticulum membrane. Gene Ontology annotation, biological process: GPI anchor biosynthetic process. Gene Ontology annotation, molecular function: alpha-1,2-mannosyltransferase activity.
AACCGAGAAGUGGCCGGUGUGAAUUUACGCUGGCGACCUCCUGACGACCCCUUGAUUCCGGGCACAGCAGCAACCUGCACCCCGCCAUGAAUUCCAAGCCGGCUCCCGAAGGGCUGCCGGGACGGCAUGAAGCGGGUUUCGUGGGAGAGCCCCCGAGACCGAAAUCAAAAAGAGAAGAAAAACAUGAGACAACACGGAGGUAUGAGGUCCACGCGCAGGUCGCAGCUGCCCAAGUCGGCGAUAUCCUCAGGGUGCUGCUUCUUUUCCGGUUCAUCAAUGCUCUCUGCGUGCGCACCUUCUUCCAGCCAGAUGAGUACUUUCAGGCUCUCGAGCCGGCAUGGCGCGUUGCGUUUGGAGCCGAUAGCGGCGCAUGGCUAACCUGGGAAUGGCAACACCAGCUCAGAUCGUCAUUGCACCCAGCCAUCUUCGGCCUGGCUUACAAGGCCGCCGAAAGUCUCAUGAGCUCGCUGAGCUUGUUCCCGCCGUUCAAAGCUCUGAUGCUUGUGGCCUUACCUAGGACACUGCAGGCCGUGUUUGCCGCGCUGGCCGACUUCUACACAUGGAAGCUGGCCAUGGAUAUCUACGGGAGACAGAGCAAUGCUCCGUGGGCCGCACUCUGGAUGACGGUGCUUAACCCCUGGCAGUGGUAUUGCUCCACCAGGACCUUCUCCAACUCACUGGAGACGACCCUGACAAUAGCUGCGCUGUGCUACUGGCCCUGGGAGGUCUUGAUUGAUACGAAAGCGAGCAGGAGCCAGCCGUUGCAGCAAGAAGGAAGGCUCUCUAGUCUCCGUAUAUCCCUUGUGCUCGCAGCCGUCGCCGUGUUGUUGCGGCCGACUAAUCUGCUUAUAUGGCUCGUUGUCUCCGGCCUUUCACUUAUACGGCUGACCCCCCUUGGAAACUCGCCCCUGCAGACGUCAACCAUCGUUAUUCUGCUCCGUGAGAGCAUCAUUUGUGGAGCGACGGUUCUCGCAGUUUCUCUGAUCUCAGACCGCUUGUAUUUUGGCUUCUGGACGUUCCCGCCCUACAAGUGGUUCUAUUUCAACAUCUCGCAGUCCCUUGCCGUCUUCUACGGCCGCAUGCCUUGGCAUUACUAUGUCUCCCAAGGCGUGCCCCUUCUCACCACCACAUUCCUCCCAUUCACCAUUGUCGGCCUCUACAAAGCGACCUCUUCAACCAACACCCUCCAAUCACGAAUUCUCAAGACGCUCAACCUCUCCGUCCUGACCAUGAUCACCAUUCUGUCGUUCAUCUCCCACAAAGAGGUCCGCUUCAUCUAUCCCCUCCUCCCGAUGCUGCACAUCCUCUCGGCGCCUUACUUUACGGCCUUCUUCACUCAGCCCGCCUCUUCCUCCGCCGCGCCAUCGUCCGAUGGCCCGGUCAGCCUUCGCCGCAAAUUAACCCUCGCCAAUCUCAUUUCCCUCAAUAUUCUCCUCGCCGGCUACCUCUCUCUGUUCCACCAGCCCGCGCCUCUCUCAGUCCUCUCCUUCCUCCGGACCGAAUUUGAGCGCAUCCACCCGGACGCCUUGGACAUCGAUGUUCCGGCCUCCCCACAAGGAGGGAAAGGUGAGAAGGAGCUCUUUGCCCUCUUUCUCACCCCCUGCCACAGCACACCGUGGCGUUCGCACCUUGUCUACCCGGCCUUGCGGGCCCGCGCGCUCACCUGCGAACCGCCGCUGCAUAUCGCCCGGGGGACCAAGGAACGGGAGACUUACCUGGAUGAGGCGGACCGUUUCUACCUGAAGGAUGCGGAUGGGAUGUACGGGGUGAGGUUUCUAGGUGAGGAGAUGUGGCCACUCGCGGCUGGAAACGAGAGCACAGGAACAGCGAAGAGAAGGGUUGGGGAGGUACCGAGGUACAUCGUGGGGUUUGAGGGAAUCGAGCCUGUGUUGAGGGCGUUCUUUGAGCACGGUAACGACGGGAAGGAGGCGCCGGGGAAGGAGAUGGGGGUCACCCUCACGAGGGUGUGGUCGGCAUGGAACGGGGCGUUUAACGAGGACUGGCGAAGGAGGGGUCGCUUGGUGGUUUGGGAUACGGGACUUUAUCAAGGCUCCCGUGGAGAAGAGAACAGAGAGGAGGAGGGCAGGGUUGUUGAUGAGCUCUGAAAGGGAGGCUACGUGAGGCAGGGAGUGUAUAACAUUAAUCGAAUUGUAAGAUAAUGCAAUUAAAACCGAGACUGCGGUAAUUUCGAAAGCCAAGUCGGCUUUGAUUGAAAAAAGCCUGGCAAAGGUAGAUUUGGGUAUUUUUUUCUCUGUUUGUUUGACUGCCUG